CUGUGGAGACUAACGGAUGCUCAGCUGCACUAUAUCCACCAUGUCCGGAACGAUCUGCAAGAACUCAGACCUGGAAUUUGACUCGCUGAAACCCUGCUUCUACCCGGAAGAAGAUGACAUCUACUUUGGUGGUCACAACUCCACGCCUCCAGGGGAGAACAUCUGGAAGUCUGAACUGUUGCCCACCCCGCAAUUAUCACCUGGACGUGCCUUAGCAGAGCACUGCCUGGAGCCUGUGAACUGGGCCACGGAGAUGCUGCCUGAAGUCGACCUAUGGAGUAACCCGGCUGAGGAGGAGGUUCUCGGCCUGGGAGGACUCCGCGGCUGCACUAGCAAUCCGAUCAUCCUUCAGGACUGCACUUGGAGCGGCUUCUCCACCGGGGAGAAGCCAGAGAGUGUGGUGAGUGAGAAGCUGCCAGGAGGAGCGGCCGCCGCCAGCUCUGCUGGCCACAAGCGCAGGGAGACAGCAGGUGUGGGGCAUGAGAAAGCAGCCUGGCUUACAGAGCUCUCACACCUGGACUCACAGUGUGUGGACCCUGCUGUGGUCUUCCCAGCGAAUAAGUGCGAACCUAUGCCUGUACCCACCAUCCCUACCAGCACCGGCGCAGCGAUAAGCCUUGGUAACCACCAGGACAGUUCACUAGAGGACUUUCUGAGCAACCCAGGUUCAGUGGAGGAAGGCGGAAAGGAAAUCUAUGUGGCCAUGCUGGAGACACAGUUCUCCAAGACUGUCACCAGGUUCCCCACCGCGGCGCAUCGGGAAAAGGUAGCGCUGAGUCCCGGGUGCGAGCAGUCCAGCGAGCUGAUCCUCAAGCUCUGCGACCUCAUUCAGGAGCAACACAACUAUGCGGCACCACCGUUGCCCGACGUAGACAGGAAGGACGCGCGGCCUCAGAAGAAGCCCAGGAGCCACACUUCGCUGGGGCACCUCAAACGCGUAGUCCGGCCAAAGGCUCGGAGGUUGGGAUCCCGGAACAACUCAGACUUGGAGGACAUCCAGCAUCAGCAUCGAUGCAACCACAACAGGAUGGAGCGCGAACGCCGUGAAAUUAUGCGCUCCAGCUUCCUGAACCUCAGGGACCUUGUGCCUGAGCUGAUGCACAAUGAGAAGGCCUCCAUGGUGGUCAUCCUGAAAAAAGCUACCAAGUACAUCCACACUCUGCAGGCUGAUGAGUCCAAGCUCCUGGUGGAAAGGAAGAAACUGUAUGAAAGACAACAGCAGUUGCUAGAGAAAAUCAAACAAUCUGCUGUGUGCUAA
Mastomys coucha (southern multimammate mouse) is the source of this 1258-nucleotide messenger RNA. Its product is annotated as protein S-Myc-like. Gene Ontology annotation, molecular function: protein dimerization activity; DNA-binding transcription factor activity, RNA polymerase II-specific; RNA polymerase II cis-regulatory region sequence-specific DNA binding. Bases 17 to 1258 code for a protein of 413 amino acids. The record is from RefSeq and is a predicted model, not a curated record. The transcript has a single exon. Gene Ontology annotation, biological process: regulation of transcription by RNA polymerase II. NCBI's taxonomy places the organism in Eukaryota, Metazoa, Chordata, Mammalia, Rodentia, Muridae.